Pogonomyrmex barbatus (red harvester ant) is the source of this 6501-nucleotide messenger RNA. Its product is annotated as Smg6 nonsense mediated mRNA decay factor. NCBI's taxonomy places the organism in Eukaryota, Metazoa, Arthropoda, Insecta, Hymenoptera, Formicidae. Gene Ontology annotation, biological process: nuclear-transcribed mRNA catabolic process, nonsense-mediated decay. Gene Ontology annotation, molecular function: telomerase RNA binding; telomeric repeat DNA binding; protein binding. The record is from RefSeq and is a predicted model, not a curated record. Gene Ontology annotation, cellular component: telomerase holoenzyme complex.
UGUAGGUUAGAGAGAUGAUGUAUAUUUCUUUUUCGCUAGGAUUUAGCCAAAACAUGGCGAAUCAGUCAUGGCUAGUCUCUGAUUGUAACGUCUUUAAGCCUUGUGUCCACGAUGUUAGAAAUCAGUUCGAGAUCUCGGAUGGAAAGAGAAUUGAUCAAUCACAUUGGCUAACUGACCGAAUUUUUCAAACGCAAUUGAUCAAUUCUUUUUCCAUCCAAGAUCUCGGAUUGAUUUCUAACAUCGUGAAUACAAGGCCUUAGAAAACAAAUCCGGCGCGCGACAUCUCUCGGCUGCGUUCCGAUAUUCACUGCCAGUACUGAAAAUAUAUAGUUCAUGUCACAUAUAUUAUAGGUUUUAUGUACUGGCUGUGAAUAUCGGAAUGCAGGCCUCGUUCCUUAUGUUCACGGACGUCGCUGCGGUAGAAAAAUCUUAACUUCACGCGAUAGCAUUUCAAUAUGGCGAACCGCGACAAAGGACGCAGAAAGUGGGGAGGAUUUUCACAAGAAUCCAUGACUUCUAAAUUGGAAAAGGACAGAUUAGCCGGGAUUCGUGGCGGAGGAAAUAGGGCAUCUCAAGCUUUAUACAGACCAGGAAGCGGCCCUUUACGCAAGUCUGGUAGAUCUAGCAGUGCCACUGAUGAAUAUGAUAACGAAAAUAGCUCGCAAGAAAAAUCCAGAUCGACCUCCGUCCAUUAUCGCCCAAGGCAAUCACAACUAAACAGAUCUAAUCAGGCGCAGGACAGUCCACCUUUGUCACAAAUUGAUAAUGUAACUGAGAAAUUAGACAAUACCCAUAUUAACUUUAGAAAUAGUGGCAAUAACGAACCGGCACAGAGCACUGGUAAUAACACUGGCAGUGGAACAAGUGGAAACGAUCCAAAAAGAAAAAAUAGGAAACCUGAGCAGUUGCUGUAUGUACCAAAAAAAGUGAAGGAAGCAUUGGCUGAACAAGAUGGAACUAAUAGAUCUCCCAACCAUGCUGUGUGGGAACGAGAGAGAGAAGAGAGCAAUGAUCGUGAUUCGCGUUCUACUCGUAAUUUCAAAAGUGAUCGCAAUCGCGCAAACAGCCACAGCACGCGAGACAACGAAAGCGAAAGCAAAGGUAGAGACGACAGUAAACGAUAUUCCGGUAACCGUCGACAUCGUUUUAGCAAUGAGAACGAGGAUCGUUGCUAUUGGCGAUCUGAUUCCCCGGUGUCUGCUAGAAAUUGCGCGAAUCGAAAGGACAAUUUACGUGAAGUCAGACAGGGUUCGGAACCUUUAUCUAUGACCAAUCAGAAUGAUUUUAAUCGUACACGAGACACUCGUAGCGUGGAACCUGUUGGGCAUUUAGAUAAAUUUCAAGGGAAACCACCUUCAGGCAGACGCGGCAACGCAAAAGAUAGUUUGGGGAAAAAUAUCAAAUUAGAACUUCUGCCACCACGAUUGCAAAAAAAAUAUCUUAUUGAUAACGGAUAUGCAUUACCUAGUAACAAUCCGGGAACAUCCGCAGAGGACUCCUGGAAUGGUAGCAGCAUUACAUUUCAGGGUUCAUCCAAUUAUAAUCAUCCAUCAACGAUGCAGCAUUCACAGACGAUGCAAAAUCUGCCACCAUCCGGACCAUUGCUAUCACAAUCUAAUUGGGCUAAUACCGUGCCAGCGAGAAGCAGAGGAAGAGGCAGACUUAGACCUGAAGAAUUAGAUGCAGCAAGCAAUAUUUUUAGGCCUGUUACACCUGAACAAUAUUCUGCUCCCAGUUCUAGAUCUCAUACUCCUAGCCAAGAAUAUAUGAAUCGGUUUUAUGAUCGCCGUGGUAGCAAUAGUACUAUGUAUACCAGUAUGGAAAGCUUAAGUCGCGCCGAUAGCGUAAUGAUACCGCCGCCAUCAUCUGCAUCGCCCGCAACUUCGCAGUCCAAUUCGAACAGAGGCCAUAGAUCACCUGAGAAUUAUUACAAAGGCGCAUCACCAACACACAAUCGCUCCAGCAACAUGCAAAGAACAAUCACCAGUAAUGCGUACGAACAUAAUACAAGUACGGACAAGCAGGAUAAUCAACAAAAUACGAAUCUUAAUUCUAUGAAAGGCGAAUCAUGUAAUCAGCCAUCUUAUACUACAUCUGAAACAUUUGACUGGAGUGAGGAAGUUGAAUUGAAUGAAAAAUUAGAACAGGAACAUUUGAGCCGUAGCUCGUCUGUAUUAAGCAUACGGGAAAGCACAAGCGUUCCGCGAAGCCAGGCUGUAGGCGAGAGUCACAAACGACAAAAAAAAAAACAAGAUAAGCAUCGUAGUGAUCGGGGCAGUAGCAGGGACAAAGCGAGAGGUAAUAGCCGUGAACGUCAGAAGAAUCAACAAAACAGAGAAAAUGACAACUAUAACAAUAAUCAAAAGAAUAGUAACAAUAAUAACAAUAGUAGUAGGCGAUAUGAUCAUAGAAGGCGUAAUAUCAUUCAGCGUAGCCGAGAGUCGAGUAAAGAUAGAAGUUAUGGUAGUAGCUAUAGAAACUUUGACGAUCUUCACAGACGAAGAACUGAUAGGUAUUUGGACGAAGAUUGGAGAACAGGCAGGAAAAUAUCGACUUGCGAGUCAGAUGACGGAAGACAAACUCCUAAAAUUUCCUCUCAUACUGCUCCACUUUCGAGUGUAAAUUCGAAUCCGAUGGUACAUCGAUCAUCUCCGACGGGAUAUAAUAAUGCUCAACCUGGCGUUUUGAUCUUGCCUAACGAGACUAGUCAGUCUCCUAAUCAAACAACUACGAUUUCACAGCAAGGAAUUGGACAGCAACAGCAGAGAACGUUGUUUGAUCCAAAUAAUCCGCAUAAACCUAUUGUUAUCACUUCACCCGGAAGUAGAGCAGCUGUGCAAAGGGAUAGUGACAUGCAGGUUUCAAGUGUCCCAGUAUUUCAAUCUAAUGUAGGUUUUACAUCGCCGCAUUAUUCUUUCCAUAACACUCAAUUGGACGGUAUGUCACCACCAUGCAUGAACGACCAAAUCGGAAACGUAAAACCUUCAUGGUAUGAUCCGUUUUCAGCUAGUUUUCAUUCAGCAAAAAAUCAUUGUCUUUUAUUGGACAUAGAACGUGCCGAUCUAGAACUACAAUGGAUAAUAAGUUCCGGUGGCUUUAUAUCGCGUUUGGAUAGAGUCUCGUAUAUACGACAUUUUCUUCAACAGAGCUUAAAAAUCUUGCUUGAAACUGAUAUCAAAUUCUGCCAAGCGGAGAAUGUUGAGCAACACUUUUGGAAGAUAUUAUUUUAUAAUCUGAUUGAGAUGCUGCGAAAAGCAAUGCCCAAAGAAAACCCGGAAGGACGAGAACGUUACAAGCAAAUAAUGUUAAAUAUUAUUGAUGAGGGUACUACAUAUCUGGAAAGUUUACUGGCAACUCUCGAGACUACAUACCAAUUCAAAUUAGACACAUUUCUUGCAUCAUCAAGUUUACCUAAGGGUCUCGGCUUUUUGGGACUGGCUUUGGUUAGCGCGCAAAAGAUAUUUUUGUUUUUGGGAGACUUGGCAAGAUACAGAGAGCAAGCAAACGAAACUAGUAAUUAUGGAAAAUCUAGGCAAUGGUACUUGAAAGCACAACAAAUCAAUCCCAAAAAUGGUAGACCUUACAAUCAACUCGCCGUGCUGGCACAUUAUGCGAGACGAAAAUUGGAUGCUGUAUAUUACUACAUGCGAUCUCUUAUGGCGUCCAAUCCUUUCCAUUCUGCCAGAGAAAGUUUGAUAGGGCUCUUCGAUGAAAAUAGGAAAAAGUAUCUACAUUAUUACGAGUCUAUCGAACGUAAACGGAAGGAGGAAAGGGAAUCGAAGGAACGGGCGAGAAUGAAAGAGAAGGAAGGUGCGAACAUCAUCGGCGGCGGACUAAGAAGAGAAACGUGGAUUCAUCCGGGUGACGGUAGGCGGGUACGGCGUACAACAAGCACUGCCAAUGAGGCAACGUUAUCCCACGCAAGCGACUUGGAGGAGUUAUCGCAAUUAACGAGUGUCGAGGUGAACAAACGAUUCGUCACUUCGUAUCUCCACGUUCAUGGAAAACUCAUCACCAAGAUAGGAAUGGAGACUUUUCAAGAAGCUGGUGUACAAAUGCUAAAGGAAUUCAGAGCCUUAUUGCAGCAUUCACCACUACCACUCCCUGGUACUCGUUUAUUGCAGCUCUUGGCGCUCAACAUGUUCGCGAUCGAGACCACGCAGCUGAAGGAUUCUCAGAUGGAACAGGGCUAUAGAUCAGAGGUCCAAGAACGAGCUCUCGUCGUAUCGCUGCAAAUGUUCAGCUUGAUCUUGGAGCGUGGUGUAUCCCUGUUGAAAGCUCAGUUAGAUAGCGAGCAAGAACCGAGGCUGGUGGUCGGCGAGGAUCUGCAAGUGCUUCUACCGGCUAUUAAGAUCUGGUGCGACUGGAUGCUCUGUCACAGCACCGUUUGGAACCCCCCACCGUCUUGCACGGAUUACAGAGUCGGGCCGCCAGGAGACGCGUGGAGCAGACUAGCGACAAUGGUGAAUCUUUUAGAAAAAUUAAAUUACACGAGGUCGACUUUGAUUCAAGGCAAGGAUGCGGAGGAUCGUGAAGAAGACUUGGAACUUGUGAAACUACCGGAAGAUAUCACGUUGGCCGGAUUCACUCCUCUCAUGCUGAAUCCACAGGAUCCUUGCUACGUGGAAAAAACAGAAGAUAUGGAAGUGGCUCAGAUGUGCCUCAGGAUAAGCAAGAUCCUCUUUUUCGGUCAAGUGUUCUUGUGCGGUUUGGAGACACCGGUGCUGAAAUUGCAGAAGAGUGAGACCGGUGUCAGUGAAUAUGUUUCAGUGGUCGAAGCUUCGAGCACAAGUUCGCCGAGUUCGCCGCCGACACAGAGCGACUCGGAAUUCCUGGUAGAAAGUUACAGCGAGGGGGAGGACGAGUCGAUUUCUACGUUGAGAAGAUUACCCUCGUGCGGCAAUAUGCCCGACGAUACGACGGCUCCCGUGGCGGCUGUCGAGAUAAGGUCGCUGAUCCAGAGGAAGGAGGAACUGGAGAGGUGGCAGCGGAAACAGGAUCGGCAUCGACAGCGGGUACAGGCAAUUUUGCAAAAAUCCUCGGUAUCGGUAGAGAUCGAGGUAAGACCAAGACAACUGGUGCCAGACACGAACUGCUUCAUCGACUACCUACCGCAGCUGCAAAUCAUCGCGAGAGCCACUUCCGGUGCGCAGCCAAUCUACACUCUCAUGGUACCACUUGUCGUACUAAAUGAACUCGAGGGUCUGGCUCGAGGUGCCGACGCGAGAGAUUGUCCUCCAGCGUCGAGAGCGACUCUAAAUCCCGAGCAUGUGGCGCGAGUUGCCGAGAACGCCAAGGCGGCACUGGCCUUCGCGAGAAGCCGAAAUCCGGCGAUCCGGUGCUUAACCACGAGGGGCACCGUUCUCACAUCCAGUACUUUUACAGUCGAGGAAGACGUCGACAAGGAUGGAUUGACACGGAACGACGACAGGAUAUUAACUACAUGCCUCAGCCUUUGCAGGAGCAACAAGGAUCAAGCAAACGCAGAAGAGGGACAGCCGAGGCGUUUGAGACGGGAGGUGGUUCUACUCACGGAGGACCGGAACCUCAGGGUGAAGGCUCUCGCCAGGGACGUGCCCGUGAGGGAAGUUCCCGAUUUCAUGCUGUGGGCUGGACUCGGCUGAGACGGCAUGACGUGGUCGCAACAAACUCCGAUUCUCACCUGAGAAAUUUCCCGUGUUCCCGCCGCGCGAACCCGACCAAACGUCAAACGAGACCAAACGCAACGAGAAGAAAAACAAAAAGAAAAGAAGAAAAAAAAAGAACGCCCGUCAUUGCCGAUGGAUCUUCGUCGCGGAUCUUUUUCGCCAAUUGACCGUUGACUAUGUUGGCACGACGUUAUCGCAUAAGUCCACCGCAGGUUGAGUAUUCAGAUUCAGUCUCCCGAUGGUACUCCCCCCCUUUUUUUUUCUAAAUUUUUUUAAAGUCCUAUCACGGAGAAACCGCGAAGUGCGGUGAGCAAGGAGCGAGUUCUAUAGAAGAAAAAGCAAAGCGCUCACGGUCGCGUAAAAUUGCGAAUGAAGUACGGUACGGACAAAACGGGAAAAGAAAUAAUGUCGGAGCCUGUCGCUUGCCGUUUCGCUUGCCGGAAACGCGAGCUAUUCGAAGGCUCCUCGAGAAUGAGCGUGACACUAUCUAUCUUGUAACACUAACUGUUCCGUGUAUCUCGAACGUGCAGACAUAAAAAUCCCGAAGAGAGUCUUUUCACACGAGGACCGUGUAACGGACGGUCCGAAAGACACGUCGAAUCCAGGACAUUCAUAGUGUACACCGAAGUAAAAUCAUGAGACCAAUCCGAGGGGAACGUGAAUGUAUCGAGAAAAAGCGAAGAAACCGGUAUAAAAAAAAAAUACUACUAUUGUCUUAAAGUAUUGUCACUAUUUGUAGAUUUCUUUUUAUCGAUAGCACGGCCGCCUAUUGCGACCGGAUGAUUAUUUUCUAUGAUUUUGUUCGCCCAUAUUUACUAUGUUCAGACGUUAUUAUUAAAAUUUUUAUAUCCUA